AUGGCUACCCAACCGCGCCACCUCUUCCAGCACCUCCCGCCCCCAGCAGAGUGUCUCGCUAUCUUCAUUGCAACCCUCGAGAUUGUUCCCUUUGGCAUAAUGGGCCUGCGCAACCCGUCCGUUUUUGCAGAUGGCUACGGCCUCCCCAUCACGCACACCCCAAGCGCCUCAACCCCAUCACCGAAGCGCACUCAGGAAGCAGACGACCGGACCAAGAAAGCCCUCGUUGCAGCUAUAGCAGCGCGCAACAUCCAGAACGGAGUACUGCUGGCAACCUUCGGGCUGGUCCUCAGGGACCGCAGGAGCCUGGGUGUUGCCAUCAUGGCGGGGGUAAUAGCGACGGUUGCGGAUACGGUUAUUGUGCAAGUGUAUGGUGCGUGGGACAAGAUUGCGGGGCAUUAUGUUGGUGUAUUUAACAGUCUGGCGAUUGGCGGGAGCUUGCUGUAUUGGGGGCGUAAUGACCCGCUUUGGUAA
Molecule: messenger RNA, 474 nt
Organism: Exserohilum turcica Et28A
Lineage: Eukaryota; Fungi; Ascomycota; Dothideomycetes; Pleosporales; Pleosporaceae
Exons: 1
Coding region: 1-474 (157 amino acids)
Source: RefSeq, a predicted model, not a curated record